AUUACAAGCAAAUCAAGCGCCCCUUCUCGGCUCCUCUCCUCCCCUCUCCUCUCCUCUCUUCCCCACUCGAUUCCGUAGAUUCCGCUUGCGGAUCGGCGUCUCGCCUUAGCACGCAGAAGCAGCAGUAAAGAGGCCAUGGAGAUGCUGCGGCGGAACCUGAAGCGGCAGGGGUCGCGCUCGCUCUCCGCCUUCGCCGGCGGCGCCGCCUCCCCGCGCGCCGCGGACCAGGAGAACCUCCACCCCAACCUCGCCUCCUCGCCGCCGGCGUCGCCCGCCGCCAAGGGCGCCGCCUCGCCGCGCCCGAAGCACCCAGCGGCCACCGCAGAGGAGGAUCACGCCACGGCCACCGCCGCGGCCGCGCCAGCCGACAACGAGCCCUCCGUCAAGGUGGUGGUGAGGGUGCGGCCGACGGUGAGCCGGCCGGUGGACGGCAAGGAUCUGUGGUUCGUCCGCAAGACCGCCCCGGACGCCGUCGCUGUCGGCGACCGGUCCUUCGCGGUUGAUGGCGUCCUCGACGAUAGGGCCUCGCAGGCCGAUGCGUUCGAUCUGGUUGGGUUGCCCUUGAUCGAGAACGCCCUGGCUGGAUUCAACACAUCCCUCGUCUGCUACGGCCAGAGCGGCACUGGUAAGACACACACCAUGUGGGGCCCUCUCGGCGCCAUGGUUGACAGCGGCUCUGACCACGCUGACCGCGGUGUCGUGCCUCGGGUUUUCCAGAACCUCUUCUCUCGAAUCCAAAGAACGCAAGAGAGCUCUCCUGAGAAGCAUACCAGCUACCAAUGCCGGUGCUCGUUCCUCGAGGUACAUAACGAGCAGAUCAAUGAUCUGUUGGAACCAUCUCAGCGUGACCUGCAGAUAAGAGAGAAUGCUGGCAAUGGUAUCCAUGUCGAAAACUUGACUGAUGAGUAUGUGUCAACAGUAGAGGAUAUCAAUCAGAUUUUGAUGAAGGGACUUUCAAAUAGGAAAGUUGGCACCACCAGUAUGAACUUGAAAAGUUCACGUUCUCAUGUGAUAUUCACCUGCAUUAUUGAAGCAUGGAGCAAGGGUUCAUCAAAUGGAUUUAGUAGUUCAAGAACUAGCAGAAUUACUUUUGUUGACCUUGCUGGCCCUGAAAAUGAUGACCUUGAUGGUGCAGCAAAGAAUUGUACAAAGGAGGAAAGGCAUCUGAAGAAGUCUCUCUCAAGGCUUGGGAAACUAGUCAACAUUCUUUCAGAAACACCAGAAUCCCAAAAAGAUGAUUUGCCCUAUGAGCAAUCCCGUUUGACACAUGUGCUGAAGGAUACACUAGGUGGCAACUCGAGGGUUACAUUUUUAUGUUCAAUUUCUUCAGAGCACAGGUGCAGAUCUGGAACGUUAAGUACACUAAGAUUCGGUGAACGAGCAAAGCUUCUGCCAAACAAAGCUGUGAUAAAUGAGAUAUCAGAAGAUGAUGUAAAUGGCUUGAGUGAUCAGAUACGUCAGUUGAAGGAUGAACUCAUAAGAACAAAGUCUGGAGACUCCGCAACUUGCAAGGCUGGAUACUCCAGUGCACAAAAUGCCCGUGAAAGCUUGCAUAAUUUGCGAAUGAGCCUUAAUCGCUCUCUAAUCUUGCCUCACAUUGAAGUUGAUUCAGAGGAAGAAGUGGAUGUGAACGAAGAAGAUGUGCAAGAACUGCGUGAUCAGAUUAGCAAGCUUCACUCUUCAUCUGAAACUUUUGAUGACUUCAUGGAUGCAGAGAGUGGGGAUGACAACACUCCUUACGCCAAGGGGAAUCUGGAAACAAGUGAAGAAGAUGAUCAGCCUAUCAUAGAUGAUUUUGGAAGUCCACUACAGCAAGAGCACAAAGAAGUGCCUGGCACUACAAAUGCUGGUGACGAGCUUAUUUCUGAUAGGAAAUCUAGUCUAUCAGUUAGUGCCUCCCCAAGUCUGUCACCGAUACAAGAUCCUACAUUGUGCUCUUCUCCGAAGAUCCACAACAAAGCAAGAAAGAGCAUCACUUCACCAGGGCUGUCGCCAAGCAAGCUUAGGGUUUCCGAGAGCCUAGGUGACAUAAAUGUUGAAGCGUGCAAAAACAGUACAGUUCGUUCCUCUCUACAGUCAAGCAAGCUUAGCCCCACUGACUCACUGGCUGCAAGUCUCCAACGAGGCUUGCACAUUAUAGAAUACCAUCAACAGAAUCCAGCCCCACGAAGAUCAUUUGUUGGCCUUUCAUUUGAUCAUUUCGCGGUGAAUCCACGUCAGUCAAUAGCAAAUGUCAGUUCAGCUGUUCAGGCACUACCUGAGGGCCGAGGAACCAUCCUUUGUUCAUCCUGCAAGAAACCAGUGCAUGCAAAUGAGAACCAAACAGAAGACAUAAACUCAGCCAAGCAGAUUGUGCUGGCCUUGGGUGCUGCAUCCAAUGAAUCAGCUAUUUCUUCAGUUAAGGGCGACAACAGUAAAGCAGCAAUUGCUUCAAAGAGAGAGACCGAACUUGAAGCUUUAUGUGAAGAACAGGCAGCAAAGAUCAAGGAGCUGAGCAUUUUGAUUGAUCAAUAUAGGAAUGGGUCAAGAGAUGGUCCAGAUCCAAAUGGUGUGACACCUGCAGAAGAACUAACUAGCAAGAUUGAUGAACAGUGCGGUGAUGGUAAGGUGUCAUCACUCAGUCCGAAUGAGAGGGAGGCACUUCUUACUGAAAUUGAGAGUCUGAAGGAGCAACUAAAACACCAGACUAAUAUGUCAACAAAUGGUAGUCUUCUGGAUCAGAUAAGGAACGGCAGCAUAGACCAGGAGUAUGAACUGGAGAAAGAAAGACAGAAAUGGAUGGAGUCUGAGAGCAAAUGGAUCUCCCUCACUGAAGAGCUGAGGGUUGAUCUAGAGUCGAACCGGAUGCAUGCAGAGAAGACCGAGAUGGAGCUCUGCAAUGAGAAGAAGUGCACAGCUGAGCUGGAUGAUGCUCUCCAACGAGCCAUGUAUGGCCAUGCCAGGAUGGUUGAACAUUAUGUUGAGCUCCAGGAGCUGUACAAUGAUCUUCUUGAGAAGCAUCGCAGAGUGAUGGAGGCGAUCUCUGAGGUGAAGAGAGCUGCUGCCAAAGCAGGCAGGAAGGGCUGCGGGACGGCCUUUGCUGCUGCCCUUGCCGCGGAGCUUUCCACCGUGAGGAUUGACCGAGAGAAGGAGAGGGCGCAGCUGAAAGAACAGAACAGAAGGCUCCGCAUUCAGCUCCGCGAUACUGCUGAAGCUGUUCAUGCUGCUGGCGAACUGCUCGUCAGAUUGAGGGAAGCAGAGGAAGCAUCGACACAAGAAAAGGAGAGGAGUGCCGCUUUGCUGCAAGAGAACGAGAAGCUCAAGAAGCAGCUGGAGAAGCUGAGGAAGAAGCACGAGAUGGAGCUGGAGACGAUGAAGGUGCACCUUGCGGAGAGCCGGCUGCCGGAGUCUGCGCUGGGCGGUUUCUACCACCAUGAGAACAAGACGCCGGAGUACUCGUGCGAUGCUCCGUCCACGACGCAAGAUGAUGACCAGUCCUGGCGUUCCGCCUUCGCAUCUGCGUACGAGUGAAUGAAGUUUGCCUGAUUGAUUGCUUGGGAAUUCAGACUCGUCAACUGAGCCUAGUUGACAAUUGGGAAAGGGUCAAUUCUUCUUCUUUUCUUACAUGUAUGUCCUUAAUUAUACAUGGACACGAGUAUGUGACUGAUUCAUAUGCCCUCUGAACGGGCAAAAUUUCCAUUUAUACUGUAGUAAGAGCAGUGUAUUUGAGUUGUAUUGUUUGAGUUCGCAGCUGUGAUUAUAAUAACUUUUAUUGCAAA
Messenger RNA from Panicum hallii, 3758 nucleotides. Its product is annotated as kinesin-like protein KIN-12C. Gene Ontology annotation, molecular function: ATP binding; microtubule motor activity; microtubule binding. Gene Ontology annotation, biological process: microtubule-based movement. The coding region runs from base 136 to 3510 and encodes 1124 amino acids. The record is from RefSeq and is a predicted model, not a curated record. The transcript is spliced from 15 exons. NCBI's taxonomy places the organism in Eukaryota, Viridiplantae, Streptophyta, Magnoliopsida, Poales, Poaceae.